CAUUUAUCGAACUGAAUCACAUCAGCCUCUACGCUCUCUCGCCCUCUUCAUCCCACCUCUCUCUACCCUUCAUUCCACCUCCGACAAUGAAUCGUAGAAACAAUAUACUGAUGGUGUGUUAUGGAUCGACAGAUCGAUGACAUUCCUCACCAAUGGUGAUUUUAUUAAAGAGUAGCUAACUAGGGUUUUCGAAGGGUUGAAAUCGAUUUUGAUUUCUGAUUUUUUUUAUACAAUCGUGUUUCCGAUUUUCCGAUCAGACAUGUAAGCGUUGAUGAAUAAAAAGAAAAUCGAAUGGUUGUGAUGGUGGAAUUUGUUCCAGAGCACGCAUUAAACAAGCUGCUCCAUUGUCCAUAAUGUCUGGCCCUGAAUGCUGCAAGAACCCACCUACACUCUCCUCCGGCGGUGAAUCUGGCGAUGUCCUGCAGAUCGCCUCUCUCAAUUCUUACGUUACCGGGAACACUGAUUCGAAGAUCGCCGUUGUUCUGAUUUCUGAUGUUUAUGCUCCAAAAUUGAGUGUCUCUUUCCGACUUCUUCUCCUUGAUUUCAGGAUGAAGAAAAAAGCAAGAGACAUGAAAGGCGUGAUGUUGCCAAAAAAGAAAGACUAAAAUCAUGUCCAUCACAUCUAGGGAGACACAAAAUUGGGGUUGAAUGUUUUUCAAAUUUGAACCUACACCUGUUCAAGUGUUGUUAUCUGAAGAAAUCAUUGGUUCUUUAAGGAAACUCAAGGCAUGUUGCACCCUUGCGAGAGACAGAUACAAGAGCCUUGAGAAAAGAGGAAUAAUUGUGCCUAGUGCUAAGAGUGGCAGGAAAUGAUUAACAACAUAGGAUGAAACUGAUAUGCAACAAGAUAGAGCUUUUAUGCAGCAUUUGUGGUGUUCCAUAUGGAGCGUGUAUCCAGCUUAAGUGGGAUUAAAACAAAAGCCUGGAAUGAGUCCACCUCAUGGUGCAGACCAGAUGAUCCAAACUAACAGAUUGUUGUGGAGGAUAUAUUUGAUGAAUAUGGUGGACGACUUAUGCUUGUUGACAUGGUUAGAUCAGAAAAUAUAGAACAAGCUAUAGAACAAGCUGGUCAAACUAGAUUCAAAGCCAAAAUGCAGGUUUGGAAAAUACCUUUCAAGUUUUGCUCUAAAUCUAUUUUCUUUCGUCUAUGGCAACCUCGGUAGCAGCAACAAGGAUGCUACCUUCUUUUGUUCCCUCAAUUUGAACCACCACCAUUUGUAGAGUCAUUAGAGGAAGUUGAUUUGGAACCUUCAUGCUCCAUUUUCUAUCAAUCUCUCUAGAAGGCCAAAAAUCUGACGAAGAAAGUUUUGAAGAGUGGGCCAUGUGAAGGCCAAGUGCCCCUAGCUUGCUUCCAGGCCAGUGCAGGCUCCAACCCCGGCUAAUUUGAGGAUCUUGGAUGUGAAGACCAAGUGCCCCUAGCUUGCUUACAGACAUUUUAUUUCUUAAAAAACAAACAACACCUUAUUAUACCUUACAUCGGUGCAAUAUGAUCAAAUAAAUGUCUAUUUAUGUUAGAGUUUCAAAUCUUUC
Molecule: messenger RNA, 1530 nt
Organism: Lactuca virosa
Lineage: Eukaryota; Viridiplantae; Streptophyta; Magnoliopsida; Asterales; Asteraceae
Source: the annotation of a GenBank genome assembly